This is a messenger RNA of Spirodela intermedia, 16596 nucleotides long. NCBI's taxonomy places the organism in Eukaryota, Viridiplantae, Streptophyta, Magnoliopsida, Alismatales, Araceae. The record is from the annotation of a GenBank genome assembly.
AUGUCUGACAGAAAAUGUUGUAAUGAUGUACUGAGUCAUUGAAAGAUUCAACAUAUAUGUGGCAAUGUAUAUUUCAUAAGUUAAUCGCCUGAUUAUUUCAAAGGAAGAAGCCAUAUCAUUAUCUCUGGUAGUAAAACCAUUAUUAGAUGGUCCAAAUGGUCUUUCAAAUGCUGUUCAAACUUUUGGCACUUUGGAUUUUCUUCUAAUGUGCCAAUUGUGCAUCUUGUAACCAUCCUAUGAUCACUGCAUGGCUCGAGCAGCUAUACUGCAAGACUCUCUCCCUUUAGAUCUUCAAUCUGUAAACGGUAUACAUCCAUAUUAUACAGUAUUAGUGAAAAAUAUAACUGACGCUUUAAAAUGAGGUCCACUCUGAAUGGCAUAGAUUGAGUGGAAAUUAUUUAUACCUUCCCAUGUUUUGCAUUAGCUCCACAUUUUGCGACUAGCAACUCAAUCCAUUCUUCCACCCGAGUUUUAAACUUUUUCCUCUAUGUCAAGAAUGCCAGCUUCCUGGACUGGUAACUUUUGGAUGCUAUAGAGAAGGACUGGUUUACAUUCUUAAUUUUUCUUAAUUUUAUGGUUAUUCAGAAGGACUGGUAACUUUUGGAUGCUAUAGAGAAGGUUCCAUCAGAAACCAAGACGGUGGUAUCAAUAUUCCUGGACCAAAACUGUAUGCAAGGAGAAAUGUUUCCAGGAAUCGUACUGGAAGGCGAUCCAGAACUCUUCAACUUGAUGCGGUAUCAACAAGAGAUGUAGAUGACCCAUCUUUCCUGUUAAACAUGUAUAAUCGUUUUCUUAGGGAUGAAAGGUAUAGUUAUUCCUGAAUGAUCCAGUUUUUGCAAUGUUUUAAUUUUGUAGCCCACCAUCAAGGCUAAUAUGAUGAAACCUCAUUAAUGAUGAGUCUAGUGAAGAAGCUUCUGUGGCUAUAUAUAUAUAUAUUCAUCAUUUCUGUGUAUGUGCCUGAUUUUUGACAGGUUAAAUGACUGUUUAGAUCUGCUUGAAAGCAUGGAGGAAAAAGGUCUCUUAGAUAUGAACAAAGUAACUCUUUCCCUGUGCACUGAUAUAUUUAAGCGACAUUUGACAAAAGGAUUCUGCUCCUGUGUUUAAGGCCCUUGAUAGAUGUAGAAAUUUGAUGUUUCAGGUUUACCAUGCAAGGUUUCUGAAGACAUGCAAAAGUCAUAAAGCCGUAACUGAGGCACUGCGUUUUACUAAGCUUAUUCAACAACCGUCCCUCAGCACUUUUAAUAUGCUUUUGUCUGUAUGUGCAAGUUCACAAGAUUCUGAUGGUUAGUUAUUAUAUUAACCAUAAAUUCUUUUAUAUUUAUCCAAAUAGAGUCCAGAUUAUCUUUCUAUGAUUUUUUUUUCCCCAUCUGAUUCCGUAUCUGAAUUGUAUACUUAGGAGCUUAUCAAGUUCUGCUACUUGUCAAGAAAGCUGGGCUAAGACCUGAUUGCCAAUUGUACACCACUCUGAUAUCAACCUGUGCCAAAAGUGGAAACGUUGACGCCAUGUUUGAAGUAUUGUAACUUACCCUUUAAGCCUAUAAAAUAUUAAACCUUAACCUUUGCUGGAGUCAUUUUUCUUUUUUAAGGGCUUGCCCAUUGUGGAAAAUUGACGUGAAGCUUGUGAUUUUUUUGGUACAAUAUUAGUGUUAAUACACAGAUACUUCAAAAGUGAAGGUGUGGCUUUUAGAAAUUUUUAGUGAUUUGGCCUGAUCAACAUUUGAUUUAUGAAACAUUUAAGUAGUUGGGAAAAUUACUGUUUAAAUACUGCUUCAUCAUAAGCCAAUUUUGAGGCCUAUUACUUCUUUUUUAUCUUAGUUCUAAAGUCUGCAUAAAUUUUUGCGUUUGCUUUCCAUUGGCAUGAACUCAUACUGAUAAUAAAAAUAUAAGUUACAAUUUAAAUUAUUGUUUAGUAGUUAGCCAAUAAAUUUUGCAUUUCACACUUUUCUAUGGUGAAAAUGUUCUGUUGACCCCACGAAACGGAGUAAAAUGUAGAGAGACAGGCCACGGAAGGAGUAAAUAGAUUAGCUUCCGAAGCAGAGCUACGCUAGCUUUUUUUUUAAUGUAUCGUGCCACAUGCAUUGAAUACAAAAAUGAUAGGUAUAUACAAACACAGGAUCAGCUUAUUUUCAACGAAUGAGACACUAUGUAUCUUCUACAUGGCAUAUAGCAGCGUGGUGUAGACCAUGACAAGAUUCCGAUAGCCUCAAAAUUAAGGAAUAAAAUCCCUCCUCAUCACAAAGUUCCAAAGAUUGGUGUCUUAUAUGGGGCAUGUAGACACGAAUGUGUUCUCUAAUCAAUAAAUUUCUGUGAUAAAGGUACUUAUUAAUGGAUUUUCAAUAUAACGUAUUCAAUCAAAACAAGGUUAUAGCCAUGGUAUGGGCCAAGAAAUUCUAAAUUCAGAUUGUGCAGUUGGCAUCAUCUAGUGUAAGGGCUGCAGAUGACGGAAGGCCCAAUCAAUGAGCAGAGGAAGAAAUGAUGGCACGAUAUCAUCAGCACUGAGUAGAGAAGGAGAAAUACUUGGAUUGAAAUAGGUGCUUGGGGUAGAGGAAAAAAAGUCAAGGUUCACAUAUUUAUGUAUUCUGCCACGUGAUGCGGACUCAGAGAAUAAUAGAUGGACAUGAUGUAGUCGUCCUCCCAAGAUGCAGAAGAACCAUGGGCAUGUCUCAACUAGCGUUACUAAUCCAGCAUCAAUCGAAUUACUAAAUGUCGUGCUGCCUUCAAGAACAGAAAAUCUCUGAUGAAAGGCGGUCAUGGGUUACUAUGAGUCCUCAAAUUUAUCAAUCCAAGACAGGGCAACGAGUGGUUGCUCCUCAGUCUGGUGAAGAGUCUCAGUUGAAGACCAAUUGCUUAUAGAUGGCCGCGGCUAGUUGAUAGUCUGCAUCACAGAAGGAUGGGGACAGAAUUCUAGGCUUAAGAGCAGACGAGAAUAUCAUAGUUUUGAUCUUUGGUUUGAUAGGAUAAGCUCAAGACCCCACGGUAGUUCCAGGGGUGCUGGCAUCACGCCUUCUUAUCUGAAUACUUUCUAAUCAUUUAGUUUAAGUAAUAUUUUCCACCUUGUGUGUCAUGAAGAAAAGAUAUUAUAGUUAAUCUUAUUAAAACCUUUAAUUUGAGAUUGCUUUUAGUUUUUGCAUCUCUCUGAAUAUUCCCUGUGAAAACAGUCUAUCAGAACUCAUAAUGUUGAACUCUGCCCUUCCGAAAGGAAGCAGUGAUGAGUCUUAGGGAGUUUCAGAUAAAAUGAAAGCAAUGCGAAGAUAGCUGAGUCUCCAUCUUCCAUUUUUCCCUCAGUUAUUUUUCAUUUUUUGUUAUAGAAAAAUCACUGAUCCUUUACUUUGGUCAGCUGAUCCCUUCCUGAUCCGGACAAAAAAUUAAAUCGUAAUUAUCCUUUUUCUUUGAAUCUAGAUUUUUGAAAACCUAGGAAAUUUUCCAAAAAAUAUUGAAAACUUCGUCUACUUUGUAGUGAAUAUUGUACUGCCGACUUGCAGCCUAUUUCUUUGUAGUUUAUUAGAAUGAUUAGCUUUUUCCAAUUUCUCCUAGGUUUUUCAUGAAAUGGUCAAUGCUGGCGUGGAGCCAAAUAUUCAUACGUAUGGUGCACUUAUAGAUGGUUGUGCGAGAGCUGGGCAAGUGGCUAAAGCAUUUGGUGCCUACGGAAUAAUGAGUUCCAAGGUGAAAAUCUCUCCAUGAUUCAUGGUACAAGUAUGCCGAUAUCUUAGGUUAGCGAUGUCGUCCAUUUCCGAUCACUUCUCUGUGCGACAUGAUCGUUUCUUUUAAUAUUUACACGAAAGGCCAACGAUAAUUUGUGGGACUUAAUGGAUUUUAAAAUGCAGUAGAAAGUGAAGCCUGAUCGUGUUAUAUUCAAUGCGCUCAUCAAUGCUUGCGGUCAAUCAGGAGCAGUGGAUCGAGCUUUUGAUGUUUUGUCAGAAAUGAGGGCAGAGCCAGUCCCUAUGGACCCUGAUCACGUCACCAUUGGGGCACUGAUGAGGACGUGUGCCCAAGCUGGUCAAGUAAGUCUAUCAAGCAGCAAGGUUAUGGAACACAUACUUGUUUACUUUUGUUUCAUCUUAAACAUUAUCCUGUCAAUUUGGAUUGCUUGGAUCCAACGGAGGAUCCAUAAUUUAUUAACAUCUUGAUACAAGGUAUCCGAUGCCAACCCUUUAUAGGAUUAUCCCAAAUACCUAAGAUUACAUAGGACAUUAGACGUUUUGACAAAAUUCCCAUGCGAAUUUUUUUAGGUAGGUAGAUUUCCAUCAUUGCUUAGGUAUUUUUAGAUCAGGCUAGGUGAGAACAACAUUGGGUGGUUCCCAAAAAGUCUAGAUAGAAACUGUCGCACUUGAAUACAGGAUCUUAAUAUAUCCCAUUUUUAUUUUUAUCCUUUUACUGCUAUUUCACAGGUUUCCCGUGCUCGUGAAGUAUACAAAAUGCUUCAUCUAUAUAAUAUAAAGGGUGAUGCAGAAGUUUACACGAUUGCUGUCAGCACUUGUAGCCAGACUGGUGACCUGGAUUCUGCACUUUCCAUUUAUGAUGACAUGACAAGAAAUGGUGUUCUUCCCGACGAGGUAACUCCAUUGGCCAUAGAUAGUCUCCUGCUACUUUUUCAUAGAGGUGCUUAGUUUGUGAAAUAGUUGCAUUAAUUAAUGUACUGACGCUAAGUUACACAUUGACGCCUGAAUUUUCUGUAAGGAUUGGGUCUAAAUUUAAUGUAAUGUACCUUCUAAUGAUGUGUCUGAAUAUUGUCUCAAUUGAAUACUGAUAGUCCACUCCCUUGAACUUGAAAAUCAGUCCAAAUAUUCUGGUAUCGAUCUAAUGCACAGUGCACUUUUGGAUAUUAUUUUUUGUUAGUAAUAAUUAUGUGAUAAUUCUUGUGAGGCUUGGAUCAAUAAUGGCCGAGGAAACUUUUCUCCUCUCCUUCGUCAUUGCCUCCUUUUUAUUAUCGUGCUUUCUUCUCGAUUUUAUUUUAUUCCUCUUCCUAUGCCUCAGUGUUUUUGAAGCAUUGAUGGAGGUGAUGGGUGAUAUCCUAUCUACCUCGCUUGAGAGACACUUGGGUCCUUGAGUGUGUAAUAUGCAUUUUUUUGUCUGAAGGCGGUUGGUAGAAUAUUUCGAAAGUAAGAAGAGUAUCAUGCGUUUAAAAAAAAAAGGAAAAACAGCUGCAAGGCUCCUUCAGGGAAAUGACGACAUCUUUCAGAAUAACCGAGUAUUCCUCUAUCUCGAAAUGCAUUUCCCUUAGUGGAUAUUUCAUAACCCCCCUCAUGGAAAUGGAUAAAUUUCACAAAAACUAAAUAUUCCUCUCAGUCAUAAAUGGAUUACCUCUAGCUAUUUGCUUCAUAGCACUCCAAAAUGAAUAACCUCGUUUUUCAAAAGAAUAAUGAAGAAAAGAUAACUAUUACCCGAGGUCCCCACCUGAAAUGACAAAACUACUUAUACAACCACUAUUCUAUUGGUAUAUAAAAACAGAAAUUUCCCUGAUGAAUCUUUUGUGAUUAUAAACGGCUUUCUAACAUGUAUAUAUUUACUCGAGGUCAUCAAGAGCCUCGUUUCUGAACGUCACUUUUUGUGGAUUCGUUUUCGUUUUAUGUUUGCUGAUUAGUCUGUCUUCAUGAUCAUUUUCUGGCUUUUCGGGCUUCUUGAAAGGUCAUUGUCGAACCUUCUCUUGCCCUGGUCUCCUUGAUGAUAAAUUCAUAUUUCCACAUAUUUCUGUCAUUGUGACCCCGACCAUGCCAAUCAGGUUCUCUAUCUCUAUUUUAUUCUCAUCCUUCCUACCUUCAACUGCUGCCACCGCACCAUUCACCAUUUUCAGAGGGGAUUCCAUGGAAGCUCCUAGCACCAGUCCAUAUUCCUCAUACUUCACAAAUCCAAGAGGUCAAUAGACAAGACAUUUACCAUUGUGCCAUUCGAAAGCAGGAAUUUUCUUGUCUAACUAUGGCCGGCGCCUUUACGUUUUAUGUAACAUUUCAGUUCUCUAAUAAACCGCAAUAGAAAUUUAGUGAGCCUAGGCUUCUGGCUUUCCGGCUACUUUCCGCCUUUGUGGAUCUAACUUUAUUAUGCAGAUGGAUCUCAUUCUCUAUUGAGUAGGCCUUCUGGCAUCACCGGAGGGAUCAGAACCUCAUCGUAGUCCUUGAGAAUUGUUUCACAUGAGCUAACAGAGAGCUAAAGUGAAGACCCCCCCUCUCUCUUCUUUGCUGUGGGCAGCCUUUCCCUCCGGUGAUGCCAUUCUGUCGUUCCCGUUAGUACGGUGGAAACUUGAGAGCGUCCUUCAGGCCUAGCAUGCUCGUCAAAUGUGUGCUUGAGGCAAAUUUCGAUGGAGUAUGACACAAAACCAAUAUCACACCAGGGUCAGUUUUAACCUUGGUCACGUAACAUUUACCUCUCCAUCUUGCUGUAUAUUGACUGGAACAUGUGCCUCGUGGUAUUGUGUUCAAGUUCCUGUAUUUUUGAGGAUUAGGAUGGAGUUCUGGUCUAUCCCUCCAGUAUUUCCACUCCCAUAAUUCAAACCUAGCAUCCUUUUUUGCAACAUUCAUAAUAUUUAUUUUUGCAGAAAAAUAAUGUCCACAACAGCCACUUCUACCAAUUUUAGGAACCACCUUUUUUGAGCGAAGGACAACAGGUGCACAUUGCCAGAAGGAUGCUUUGAGACUUGGAAGCCUCAUUGGUGGUUCAAAAUUUUCACCAUUCUACCCGAUGAUGAGGAGUCUUUUAAAACUCUUUCGCACCCAUUUUUGACAGCUGGUGUAGAGGAGAAAGGAGGAAAGGGGGAUGGUUGAUCUGAAACGUUUUCGCGGAAAAAUUAUGUGCCCAGAUAACAAAUAUGCAUUGGAGUGGUGAUAUGGAAUUUUUUUGUCUCUGAAUUAUGGCCUGUAGACAACUACAAAUCAAACCUUCUUGCCAAAAAAAAUUUGUAUCGUUUUUCUUCUAAUCCGAAGACAACCGACCUAGUGUUUGCAUGGAUAUUCAAAUUAGCUGAAAAUACAAUGUUAUGCAUUAUACCUUCUCAAAAACCUAAGUUACCACGACUAGGAGUCUCUAGUAUCAACGUGUGUUCACCAUUUUUGGUUGAGCAUUUUGCACCCACCGUACUAGGAAAAAGAGACUCGUUUAAACACUCGAGUGCAUCAGGGAUGAUUAAAGAAGAAUUGUUUGAUCUGUCUAGAGUGAUUUGAAAUUAGGACUAAUCCAGUUUUUUGUUCUCCUAAUUUAUGGCCUUACAGAUAUUUUCAAUGGUAUAUAUCUAGUUGAGCAGGAUCUUGAUUCCAUGGUUGCGCGAAGCAUUUAUUUUAGGUUUGUCUUUGUAUGGAAUAGAAUGAAGGGGAGGACGAAGAAAAGAUGCUGGAUAUGCCAGUUAACAGAAAGCAUGAAUGCAUUACGGAUUCCAGCCAGGAGAUUAAAUCCUUAAGCCUCUAAAACGAACAGCUAUGUAUUACCAAAUAAACAGUAGACUAAAAUCUGAGUGGAUUUUUUUUUAAUAUUGAUAUGAAGUAUACUUAUCAUAUCUUCACUGCUAAGAGAAAGUUCCUUCAUAUAGUAUUUGGAGUUGCAUGUAUUUUGAUCAGCAGUCGAAUAAACAUAUUAAGAGAUGCAAAACUCGUCAUAUUGAAUUGUCUAAAGACCCUAAAACAGUUCAUAUGCUCGAUCGGCUAAAAUUAUUUUGAACAUAUUCUGAAGAAUAUAGUGUACUUAUUCAUGUCUCCACGGAUGAUUAAGGGUGCAUGAUCAAUAUCAUAUUUUGAUUUAGCAAUCAAAAUGUCUCACAAUGCUCUUUGGUUGGUAAUGUACGCCCUUCUCUUUUGUACUCAUCAUAUAUUCAAGUAAUUUGGUUUAUCCAUUUUUCAUUCACCUCUUGAUGUUAGUUAUUUAGAGAAAAUGGUUCUAUUUAAAUUAUUGACACACUUUGUUUACACAGAUGUUUCUGAGUACAUUGAUAGAUGUAGCUGGACACGCUGGUAAGGUUGAUGUUGCUUUUGAGAUCCUGAAGAAUGUGAGAAGCAGAGGAAUUCAACCCGGUGAUAUGUCUUAUAGCUCAUUGAUGGGUGCUUGCUGCAAUGUACGCAAUUUUUGGUUCAUGCUGCGGUUUCAUGCAAUACUGUCCACUAGAUUCCAUUGUAUAUACCUCAAAUGCGAUCUUAUCCUAUGCUUCCACUGACACUAUGUUGCCAGCUUUGCCAAACUCGAUAUUAUUAUUUUUACCCUUGAAUUUGCCACAUUUUCUUUUGAAAUGGUGUUCAUAGCAAUCUGGAAGACCCAUACAAUUUUUUCCUCCACUUUUGCAGGCGAAAAAUUGGCAGAAAGCUCUGGAACUUCAUGAGUUCAUUAUGGCUAAUAAAAUAGUUCCAACAGUUUCUACAAUGAAUGCUUUAGUUACUUCCUUAUGUAAGUCUUUCCAAUUUUCAACGUGUGAUGCUUUAUUUUUCUUCUUAGAAUGUCAUAGACUUUAACAUUUGAUAUUCAGUUAUUGCUUAAUUCAUUAUUUGAUUUGCCUUGUUGAGAUUUUUUCCUUUAUAAUUUCUUUUUCCUCUAACCGCACUCAGAUUUAUGACCUGAGCCUUUGCAGUGGGUUUAUCAUGAUUUAGGAAGAUCUUUUCCCUUUUUUUCAUAGUCAUCAUUGGUAAAUCUUUAGGCCUUCAAUUUUCAUAUGUGCCCUUCUAAUUAUUGUUGGGGCAUAGUUUCUUAAACCUCUUGAAGAUGUACCCUCCAUUUUGAUCUAAAAUACCGAUUCACCUAAUUAAGAUGUUCAGGGAAUAUUUUCUGGUAGGAACCUUGAUCUAGAAGAUGGUAGAAUUUCCUCUGAGAAGAAUAGGAACAGGGGUUGGGGGUUGAGUCGUGGAGACCGAAUCGGUUCUGCCACAACAGACGGAGGAUCUCCAGAGACUUUGGGAACAAAUGUUUCUUUUUCUGCCCUAUACAAUGGAGUUCCCCUUAUUUAUAAACCUCAAUCUUCCCCUUCACACGUGGGUGCUUACGAACAUCCACGUGCAUCAGUUGGACCGGAAGAAGCUGGAAACAUCUUUAGUCGAGUAUGUCUUAAUGGGAGACUUAUCAUUUUCCCAUAAGUUACAAAAGUUGUGAGGUUUAUUAGGGUCCGUAAAUUCCCUGUGCAUUGCUGUCAUGAUAAUCAUUUUCGGGUUGGGAAACUCCCCUCUUUUUCUUUCAAGAAAUUCAUUUCCAUCAUUCAGAUGAUGAAUAGACGAACUAAAGCUUCAUAAAUGCAACCUAGCUGGGAGUUAUGCAGCAGAAUUACCACAGCAGGUCCAGUGUAUAGUCAAAAAAGUGUAAAAUAUUACAUGCUAUAUUAACAACGAAAUUUCAAUCUAAAAGGAAAAUAAUUUCGGGGCAGUUAAAAGAGUACGUUCUACCACAUGUUAUACAGAAGAGCAGACGCUCUUGAGUGUUUUGAGACAAAAGGUAACUCUUGAAGCGAACAGCAUAGCAAUUUGCAACUGACAUUUGAAUUCUCACUUAUGAGAGAUGAAACUCUUUUCUGAAUGAAUGCUACUUCUAGUUUGUCUGGAUUCUCCAAUGUGCCUCCGAAUCAUGCACAAUCUCCGUGGAGAGUUUCUUGAAAAUUCGCCAUCUGUGUUUUGUGAGGAAAAUUCCCACAGUUUUUUCUAUUAUUCAGAUGUGUUCUGGAUUUUUGAACUGUGUUUCUACUGCUAUUCUCUCCGGAGUUACCAGCAGAAGCAUCACUCGACCAUUUUCCUAGGAGUGGCAAGCAUUUCUGUAUGUUAAAAAAUCUGCCUUCUUGUCAUAAAGGAAGAAAAGAUACCCUUAUGGGAUCUGCAUUCUUUAUUUUCCACUUUAUAGAAGAAAAAUCUCGGGUCGUCUCCUUUCAUCUAUUUCCUCAAGUUAUCUGGAACCCUUUUUCUCAUCCUACAACACUUUGCGAGUGAAAGUUGUUUUUUCCAUUAUUUUCCAAUUCUGUAUACCUUUGUUGUGCUUUUCUGUCUCCUAUAAAUGAUAAAAUUGAAAGAUGGCGAGUUCCAAGUGAAAAAAUUAUAUAUCUAGGUUCAUCUCUCUCUGAGAUUUUUUCCACUUUAAAUGCCUUAGAAGCCGUUGACUUCAGGCCCGAGCAGGCGUAUUGGAUGGUUCCACCAUUAUAAUUCAUGAACGGAAAAGGAAUUACAUUAUAAUAAAUAGUUGAAACCUUGUUUAAGUCAUCAAUGAUGAAAUUAAUCAAUUUAAAUCACGUGCAUCUCUAUGAGUGUAAGCUAGAUUUAUAAGAGCUCGUUUUUAUCUAGGUUCAUUGAAUGUCUCCCUGGUGGUUGGUAAUGGGCUGCGUUAAAUGAAUGUGCAGGGCAUUGCGUGCAUUCAAUGCCAAGUAUCUUCUCUGAAGUGCUCGAAAACCACUUUUUUUCUAGGGUGACAAAAAAAUCAUGAAUGAAUUGUAGAGUACGAAGAGCGACUAAAACUAAUUACACCAGGUGAAUGAAAGCCGAAAAGAGAAUUACAUAAAUAAGAUAACAUCGUCUCAGAGUACUAACGUUAGGGUAAACAAAGGGUCGGCAUAGAUCUAAUUGAAUUGAUGGUAAAUGCACAAGAGAAGAAGAAAAAUAAUAUAACGCUAUCUCAAACAUCAUCUGAAGAAAAACAAGGUGGAAUUAUCUUUGAAUCUUAUCCAAACAUUACAUACAUCCUGGAGAAAAUAUAGGCAAGAAUUAACAGUUUCUGAUCAUUUUCUAUUAAGAAAUGUCUAGUGAUUCCCGAAAUAAGUUUCUAGGGUUUAAUUGUCCAAAAAUCCGUUUCCCCUGGUAUACAUGUUAUCUGGAUUACAUAUAUGAUGAUGUUUCACCAUAUUUCAACUCCGUGAGAGUCGUGGCAUUUUAUUGAGAUAUGUGGCAUUGUACACAAUGUUGGUGUGAUUGUUUUCAUUUUUUAAUCCAUGCUACUGUUCUGAGUUUUCCCCUUGGAUGUGUGGAAUAUAUGAUGUCUGGGGAUACAAAUUGCCGAUCAUUCGUCAUAGUUGGCUGAAGGAUGAUUCGAUAUUUCACCGUUUGUAUGUCAUAAUUUUGAUGUAGGUGACGGGGGCCAGUUGCAUAAAGCCGUUGAAGUUUUCAAUGAAAUGAAGGAAGCUGGUGUUUGCCCAAAUGGCGUAGCCUAUUCAAUCCUCAUUGUAGCAUGUGAAAAGUAACAUCAGUGAUGCACCUCCUUUCUUAUAUGUAUAUAUUAACUUUAACAGUCACAUUCACAAUUGUUGCAUUCUCUAUUGAAGGAAAGAUGCGGUAGAAUUGGGCUUCCAGCUCUUUUCACAGGCUAAAACAGACGGUGUUCGUCCUAAUCUUAUCAUGUGCCGGUGCUUGACUGGUAUUUUUUUUUUAAUUUUUCAGCUUUAUUAUCACUAGUGUUAUUUUUUUUCUGAAAAUCAUUUAUUCUUCACAAAAGGAGGCCCGAUCUGUCCUUACCUUUUCUAAUCAUUUGAUUCUGCUAUUGAUAAUCGAACAAAUGAGUAAGCCAAUAUUACAAGCCAAGUGGGCAGUCUAAUUGUCUCACGCUGAUUCUGCACCUGAAGUUCGCCGUAAGAAUUGGUUAUCUCCCAAUUUCAUCAUGUGGCAAUGGCUGACUCAUGGAUCCAUAGAUCUAUUUUCUAAUUUUCUUGGUACUAUAAUGAGGCAGUUUGUGCUUGUCUUUUGUCUUUAACAAACAGAAAACCCGUUCUUUCAUCAAAUUUUAUGAUAACAUUCAUUUGAUUUAGUAACGUUUUAAAUUACUUCAUAUGAGAAAAGUGGGUGGCCCAGUGGGCUUGAGACAUUAGCUCCGGAAAUUAUCUUGAGUUUGUCUCCCCACAGUGUCAUUUGAUUUGCGAAUGGUGUGAAGGGUUCGGAAGGCAAGCGCACCUGGCCCUCAAUGGGUUUCAUAUUUCGUCAGAUUUUCCGUGUCCUCAACCUGCCAUCUUUUGGCACACGGCUGUAUUUUCAGAAUCUUAUCUUGGAUGCCAAACUAGUCAACGUGGCUGCCGUAAUAAAAGGCCUUUUUACAGGUUAGGUGCAUAGCAACAAUAGAAGCAAACUGUGAUAUCCGGAGACAGCAUACAAGAUAUCGUAAUGCAUGCUUCAAUAAAAAUUCAACUUGUUUGCAAAACAUAUGCUUAAGUUGUCCAUUUAAAGGUUGAAUCUGAGAUUAGUUUUAGUUCUGUUCAAAAAGCAUCUGAAAAGCGCCAUAUUGCUCCGUUUUUUCUGCGGAACUCUACAGUCUCUAACUACAAUUCAGACAUGCAUAUAUACAUUCGUACAUACGGAACUUCAUUUAUGUUCUAAGUUGGCCUUUAAUGAGCUUAGGUUUAUAUUGAUGCCAAUAGUUUUGGCCGACCGAAAUACCGUUUCAUUUCCAACUGCCUUUUUGUUAAUAUCCAUCGUUUUUGAUAGAUAUAGGAGUAUUACUUUAUAAUGUGGACUUGUUUGAGAGCAAUGGAUGACGAACUCGAGAAGGAAAAUAAAGACCAUGCAGAAUAAAGAUUCCCUUUAAUUGAAAACGGUCUAAAUCAUAUAUUGAGGACAGCAGAUUAUUUAUCUAACACACUUCAAAUCAGAAUUGUACUUAAAACAGCUGUUUCCCAAACGCGCUAUUUGAAGGUUUUCAGACCUCUGUUGCUGCUGAUCUUUUGACGAAAAUUAAUAUAGUUCUGAUUUGUAGAUUCAAGAUCCUUCUUGGUCGUGAGCUCUCGUGUGUCUCACCCCUUGAACAUUCCACCGUUAGAGAUAAAAACGCUUGCUACGAAAACAUGCAUUUCCCUUCUCUGGAUGUCAUCCACGGGUUUAAAUAAAUCUCUUGAAAUGAUCUCCUAUUAUUUUGUGAGUUCUGAUGAAAAGUUACUUUUCUCUCCGUCUCUUUAUACAAUAUGAUUUACUGCUUCUAUGUGGUUUCCUUGCAAGGUUUGUGUUUGCGGCGUUUUGAAAGGGCUUACACUCUUGGCGAGCCUAUUCUAUCCUUAACCUCUGGGAAGCCGCAAAUUGAUAGUACAUGGUAUGGGCCUCUUCAUUUAAAACCCGCUGGUCGUUUGAAACAUAGUGCUAAAGGAGCUUGGUUGUCUUCUAUGGGUAGAUAGUUCUAUUGAUGCUUAGAGCUUCUUCGUUUGAAUUCAGUUUCGGUUUGAACAAGAAACAUAUUUUAUUACGGUAAUCUGAAUUGUCCAAAUACUUAUAUUUAUAAUGAAACUGUGAAGUUUUAACUUUGUUAAAUAUUGAUCAGUUGUGUGUUAUGUAUUUGCUCUUCCUCUCCCUUAGUGUAGAAUGUGCAAGUCUUUCUAUCGGUAUUUAGGGGAUGAGAUGUCAUUAUGUCCGAUGAAGUACAAACUCACCCUUUUGUUUUUUUCUGUUUUGUUCUCUGGGACGUUAAUGACCAAGCUACCAAGUCAUCAGGCAGGGAGCAUAAGGAUCUAUUUUAAGAUGGGGAUGUAAAACAUAUAAAUACUGGUUUUUCUUGUGACCAGUUUCACGUUAAAACUUUUGUAUGUAGUUUUAUUUCAAUGGACUCAUAUGCUGCCAUAUUUGUAUGAAGAUAUUUUAUCUUCUUAACUUUUUAUAUGUACUCUUUCCAGUUUCUUCCGGAUUCCUUGACGUUACUAUCAUUUACAUGCACAACCAAAAGCGUAGUUGCCCGCAAACUGUACUCAUGUGACUUCUGUCCAAUUCCAUCUUCUCCAGGGUUUGUCCACUAAUAACCUGUGACCAUGAUGUUCUGAUCUAUCAUUGGCUCCAACCGACUUAGGAUUGACGGAAUAAGUCGCAUAAAAACAAUCAUAAAUAAUGUAAUGCUUUUUUAAUUACUAGUUUUUUCUAGUUUGGCAGACUUUACUAGUCGUCAUUCCAAUUUCUUCACAAAAAGUGGUCUAAAUUUUUCAGGACAACUUGGGCAAUAAUGACCUACCGUGAAACAAUUGCUGCUGGUGUGAUACCACCAAUUGAAGUUUUUUCUCAAGUCUUGGGAUGCUUGCAGUUCCCGCGUGAAGCUUGUUGGAGAAACAGAUUUGUUGAGACCCUGGGUCUCACCAUCGAUAGCCCAAAGGCUUCCAAACUUGUUUCCCUGCUUGACGGAUUUGGAGAAUAUGAUUCACGUUCCUUUUCCAUACUGGAGGUUGGAAAGAAAUCCCUGGCAUUAUCUCUGAUUGUUUAUUUUUUACAAGAUGCUACACCAUUAUUACUCUCGUGGUCCAGGAAGCUUCUUCCCUUGGAGUAGUUCCAUGUGUAUCGUUUAAGGAAAGUCCUCUUCUCAUUGAUGCAAGGAAGUUGCAGAUCCACAUUGUCGAGGUAAUAUAACGUUAAGCUAUCCUAUUUGGAAUUGGUGCAGGGUGUUCAUUUAUUGCAUUGAUUUAUGACUUUGGUGAAUUUACUUGAGAGCUUCUUGUCACUUACGAUGUACAACUUAUACCAGUUUCUACUAAAUUGGUACUUUGCUCCAAUCUUUAAGGAAACUUUCCCAUUGUUUAGGCAAUCGGUAGAUUUUCUGGAGAUGUCACUGUGCUCAUUUUUGUCACGUUGACCCCACUGACAUCAGAAUAGUAUUUCGUACUGCCUACUUAAUUGCAUAGUCUCUUGUUUUUACCUUGUCAGCAACUGAGUUUACCUUGUGCAAUUGUCUGUGAUGUGGUACUCGGACGCCACUUGUUUUUUGGGUUUCGUUUUGCAUCCUUGUCACUCCUUGCCUAUCCAUGAAUUAAAAUUUCAUUCACUGCAUGUGUCACAUGGAUAGGCAUCUCGCUCAUCAAACAUUAUCACUUUCCGAAUUCAAUGAACCUUUUUUUAACCCUAUCGAAUGCGUCCGAAUUAUAAAAGAAAAAAUCAGCCCAUUCAAAUAUUCUUGAUAGGGGUUGCUUUUGUAUAAUAUGGGUACCAUAUUCUGAUAGGGAAUCCAAUAAAAAUAAGUUGUGUUUAAGAAAAUAUUUGGCAGGAACCAUACUGUUCCUAGACAGGGCUUCAACAGAUCCCAGGUGCGUAAUUUUCUUGUACUGUGGAAACCCGAAAUCGUGGUGCGCUUAUGAAGUGGAUAAUUUCUGAAAUCAAGGCAUGCCCCAGAAUGUACCUGCAAGAUAACAAAUUUUCCUCGCAGGAAAUCAAGAGGAUUUUCUUUUCCAAUCCUUGGGUUAUUGUUCUCUCAUUUAUAUUUUCUUCUGCAAAUCUUCAUGUUUUAGGGUGAAUUUUUAAAUUAAAAAGUCAGACAUGCUCUUUUAAAAAGCCUUUUUUAUUUUUUGUGGGCAUUCCAUUUCGUUUUAAUUUCCCGACUUCAGGUAACUGACUCAAUCAUUCGAAUGUAUCAGGUAUAUAUUUUAACUGUUUUGAAAGGUCUGAGGCAUCGUCUUGCAGCUGGUAACUCUAUCCCUACCGACGCUAAAUCUUCAUUGUGUAGUUAUUUUUUCCGCCUUAAUUACAGUUUGAAUAUCUGAUGUUAAAAAAGCAAAACAGAAAACGUGGGAUACAGCAACCAAAAGUUCAUCGGAAUCACUUCCAGUUAGUAAGAUGAUCAUAAAUUUAACGAUAUUAAAAAAUUACGUGUUAAGAUGAGAUGGCAUGUUCUAGGAAGGUAACCUUCCUCUAAUUUCGGGCUCACGAUUUUCUCUUUGGGAACCUGAUCUUAAUUUUUCACGAGAACUAUUAUUAGGCUUUGAUUUAUUCGUUAUUAUCAUUUAUCUUUUUUACAGGCGCAAGGCUACCCAACAUAACAAUUCUACUUCCCACGGAGAAAACAAGAAUGUUAUCCAUAAAUGGAGAGAAAACGAUCACCCUAGCGGGAAGGUAACAAUUUUUUACAAUUUUUUUUUUCUCAGUAGCAUAGUUUUUUGGAAGAAAUAUCUAAAGCAGCCUUUUACCGACAUAACGAUUACUUUUACAGCAGAGGAAGAGACUAUUUAUUCUCAUAUUAAUCAUUUAUCCUUGAGAUGUGCGUAUAACAAUCUACAACUCCAGGAAUUUCUUCGUACACCCUUCCAAAAUUAUUCCACAUGCUAUGAAAGCCAGUAUUAGACUCAUUGCACAGACGUAGCAAGUGAUUUAAUGAAGUCAUGAUCCUGUAUGGUAAUCCCGAAAGAUGGUGGGCCUGCAAGUUUCGGCCUUUCUUUUUUCAUUUAGUUCGGUAGGAGGCGUGACUAUUUGUCCUUUGGCCCGACCUCGUUAAACACAGUUCUAUGAGCUACUUGAACUCUGUUAAUGCAUCCAUACUUGGUGAAAACAAAGGCAUCGGCAGAUGCCAAUUGGAGAAAGAAGAUGCGUUAUUAUGGACCAUAGUGCCCCUUUUCCCCUCACCCCGGCAGACCAAUUUUAAAUGUUACCCUCCGUCAUUCAUUCACGUUGCAGCAGUUCCCCGCUGUAUUGGUGGGUCAUCUUUCUCUUAGAAAAGAAGCUUAUCUUCUCAAAAUGCCGGCGCCAUGCCGCUUGUUGCAGGAUUGGGAAAGCCGUAGGAUCCUUGAUGAGGAGACUCGGGCUGCAGUACCAAGGAGAUGAAUCUUACGGUAAAAUAAGAAUCAGUGGCUUCGCUCUGAGGCGCUGGCUCAAGCCGAAGACGACCAGCUCAUCUCUGAGCUGGAAACAGCCGCUGCUGACUUCUUCACAGGCCCGCCUCGCCAAGGGCAUCGUGGAGCAGCAGCGCAGCAUCCGCAAUAGUAACAAUCUCUCUCUUGGGUAUUAA